CUUCACUUCCGCGGACCAAAAUGAUUAUGAUGUCUUGGACCAGAUGGAAGACCUCCAAUUCUCCAACUGAUUCAAUGCGAUCUGUUCGCCAUUCUGGCUCUAAUUCUUGUCCUGGUUGAUUGACUGGAUUAGUAGACGCAGCGAUGCGACAGGGUAUGAGAUUUCUAGCGGCUGUCUCGCGUGGACAGCCGUCGAAGCUGAAGAAACCGGCCGUCAGCCUAGACCAUUUUAUUCAGAGACAGCGAGUUCUUGGUCUAUGGCGGGAGAUUGUCAGGGCGCUGCACAAAAUUCCACCGUCGUCAACUCGAGAUGAACUGCAUAACUAUGCCCGACAUGAGUUCGAGCGACGUCGCGACAUCACAGACUUGCAACAUAUCCGGUACUUGCUUUCGACAGGAAAGGCCGAAUUUGAUACCAUGAGACGGUAUAUAGACGAGCAAGUUGUAGGCUGAGGAUGAGAUCAAACCAUGUCAAAAACCGGCAUAGAGUCGAGAAGGCUUCUGGAUAUUCAAGGGCCAAAACAGAAGAAAAGAGAGAGAGACAUAUGUACAAUAAAACAUGAUACCCAAAUCACAUCAGACGGUUCCAAUUUCUGCAACA
Molecule: messenger RNA, 600 nt
Organism: Aspergillus candidus
Lineage: Eukaryota; Fungi; Ascomycota; Eurotiomycetes; Eurotiales; Aspergillaceae
Product: LYR motif-containing protein 2
Exons: 5
Coding region: 144-452 (102 amino acids)
Cellular component (GO): mitochondrion
Source: RefSeq, a predicted model, not a curated record